AUGGUCCUUUUGGCUUUGGUGGAUGCAAGGUGUCGUUUCAUUUACAUCAAUGUUGGUAGUCCAGGCCGUUGUAAUGAUUCAGCAAUCUUUGAAAGUUCGUCAUUAAAACGGCAGUUCCAACAAUGCAGCUUGUUCAAAGAAAUGACUAGGCAAAUAUCAUCUGUUAAUGUUCCAGUUAUUUUGCUAGGCGACUCUGCCUUCAAACUAGAUGUACAUUUGAUGAAGCCGUAUCCUUUUUGCGUUAACCAACCGUUGAAUAAAAAAAAAUUUAACUUUGCCCUGUCUAAGUGCCGAAGAGUUGUCGAAAAUGCUUUCGGCCAUUUAAAGGCAAGGUUUAGGCGGGUUGGCAAAGGCCUGGACAACCACAUGGUCAACGCGAAAGCUAUUAUCAAAGCAUGUUGUGUUUUGCACAACUUCCUGAAUGAGGAAAAUGAUGAAAUCAAUGAAAGGUGGAUUGCGGCACAGCAAAUUGAAGACCAAAGUCGACAGUGGCCAGAAGACGAACCCAACAUAUCUGGAAUCUUUAACACAAGGGCAGAGGAAAUAAGACAAGCCUUUGUUUCGCAUUUUG
Molecule: messenger RNA, 571 nt
Organism: Rhagoletis pomonella (apple maggot)
Lineage: Eukaryota; Metazoa; Arthropoda; Insecta; Diptera; Tephritidae
Product: putative nuclease HARBI1
Exons: 2
Source: RefSeq, a predicted model, not a curated record